AUGAGUGACAAAUCCCGCCAGGUAUAUUGCUACUUCUGGCUCUUUGGUCUAAUCAAUAAUGUACUCUAUGUGGUGAUACUUUCCGCAGCUGUUGAUAUCGUUGGCCCUACUUUGCCUAAAUCUCUAGUGUUACUAGCCGAUAUAUUCCCAUCACUGACUAUUAAACUGUGUUCUCCCUUUUUCAUCGAUAAAAUCAAGUAUAGCUAUAGAAUAUGGUCUUUGGUUAUGAUGAGCUGCCUAGGGAUGUUCUUAGUUUCUUUUAAAAACUUGUUCGUCUGCCUCCUAGGAAUAUCAUUUGCCUCUAUGUCUUCGGGAUUUGGUGAGGUAACAUUCCUACAAUUAACACACUACUAUAAGCAAAUAUCUUUGAAUGGUUGGUCGUCAGGUACCGGUGGUGCGGGAAUUCUUGGAGGGGCAUCCUACAUGAUCUUAACUUCAAUUUUUAAAGUGCCCGUAAAACUAACUUUGCUGGUGUAUAGUGUUCUUCCGUUUGCAUUCCUGUUUUAUUUCAAAUUAGAUUCUAAUGAUAUCAGCUCUGAGUACCAAAGUCUUGAACAGAUCGACGAAGCAGAGGACGAACAAUUGGAGCCAUUCGCUGUCGCUCUCACACAGACUAACGCUUCUCAAUCCUUGUAUCUCACCAGGCAUCACGUAUUUCGCACAUUCAAAAGGCUUUGGAGAUUGGUUUUCCCAUAUAUGCUUCCCUUAACCACUGUUUAUUUGUUCGAAUAUUUAAUAAAUCAAGCGGUAUCCCCCACACUAUUAUUUCCAAUUGAUGGCGGUAAAGAAAGUAAGUCUAUGCCAUUUUUCUUUCAUAAAUACAGGGACAUGUAUGUAACGUAUGGGACGCUCUACCAAUUAGGCGUCUUCAUAUCUAGAUCAUUUGGUCAUCUUAUAAGAAUGAGAAACCUAUACAUUCUAGCAUUCUUACAGGGUAUAAAUUUGUGCAUAACAAUACUGCAAUCAUGGUUCUAUGUAGUUCAUUCGCCCUGGUCAGUGAUGGUACUGAUAUUCUAUGAAGGUUUCCUUGGUGGCGCAUCCUACGUCAACACAUUCUUAAAUAUCCUCGAGAAAGAAAAUUCUGAAGAAACAGAGUUCGCUAUGGGUGCAGUAUCUAUUGCGGAUUCGUUUGGCGUCUUUUUGGCUGCAUUGGUCGGUUUGGGACUAGAACCGAAACUUUGUGAGCACCAGGUUUCUGACAACAGACCUUGGUGUAGAAUGGAAUGA
Molecule: messenger RNA, 1227 nt
Organism: Saccharomyces kudriavzevii IFO 1802
Lineage: Eukaryota; Fungi; Ascomycota; Saccharomycetes; Saccharomycetales; Saccharomycetaceae
Gene: YHC3
Product: amino acid transporter YHC3
Exons: 1
Coding region: 1-1227 (408 amino acids)
Biological process (GO): regulation of intracellular pH
Cellular component (GO): vacuole; membrane
Source: RefSeq, a predicted model, not a curated record